AUGUUGAAAUAUAUCGUGGGCUUUCUUUUGUGCUCCACGUUGCAGGUAACUGGCUUUUCGACUCCUGGAAGAAAUAACGGAUCAAGAACGAAGAAACACGAAACAAGUAUUGGAGCUGUAACGACGAAUGACAAUUCGCAAUCUGAUGAAUUUCAAAGAAGGCAGUUUUUGAAAACUUCUGCUUUCGCCGCAAUUGGUAUGCUUGGAGCAUCAUCGGCAUUUCCACAGGAAGCUCAGGCUCAAUAUGUGCUUGAUGAUGAAACCGGUGAAUACGUGCAAGUUGAAGAUGGUGACUGGCAAGAAGCUUGGAGACAACGUUUGGACAAAGCUAAGGGAAUGUCACAGCAAGAAAUCUUCCAAGCAGCCCGAGGUGCAGGUAACUUGAAUCUAAAGGAUGGUCCAGAAUCAGAUGCUUCUAAAAAGAGAAGAGCCAUGUCGGGAUGUCGGGAUGCUGCUGUGCGUGAUAAGGCAAAGGCAGGUAAUGAGCGAGAGUGCACCUCAAGAGUUUUUGGAGGGGAGGUAGACUUUAUUCUAGAGGCGCUCUAG
Messenger RNA from Cylindrotheca closterium, 546 nucleotides. Lineage: Eukaryota; Bacillariophyta; Bacillariophyceae; Bacillariales; Bacillariaceae. The record is from the annotation of a GenBank genome assembly.